This is a messenger RNA of Penicillium salamii, 1410 nucleotides long. The record is from the annotation of a GenBank genome assembly. Lineage: Eukaryota; Fungi; Ascomycota; Eurotiomycetes; Eurotiales; Aspergillaceae.
AUGGUCGCUGUCCCCCAUUGCCUGGUAUCUAUGGACAACCUCCCUACCUCCCUCGAGUCGCUUCAGAGGAGAGUCACCGAGCUCACAACGACAUACCAUGCCCGAGGCUGGACAACCGAAGCCACAAACCUAGAGACAGCCAUCGAAACAGCCAGCAAACGUACCCUAGCCGACACCCCUGACCCAUCAACAAUACUCGACGCGCUCAGCGCCUGCGUCAGAAAAUGGCUAACAGCCAAAUCAUGGAUCGUGGCUGAAGACCUCGGUCUGCUGGUAUUGGCAGCAUGCGAAAGCUUAAAAGGGGAACGAGACCCCAUGACAAUGACAGCCAUGAACAAUCUUGCAUCCGCGCAUUGGGGUCGCGGCCAACUAGACCAGGCAGUGGUGCUGAAUACACGCGUCUUGAAUCUGAGGCGGAAACACCUUGGCGAGACGCAUGCCCAGACCCUGGUUUCCAUGGCGAAUCUUGCUUCCACGUAUCGCGGCCUGGGGCGCUGGGAGGAAGCGCUGAAGCUGGAUGCUCGUAUUGUCGAGCUGAAGAUUGUUGCUCAUGGUCCUUGGCAUGAUUCUACCAUCACUUCCAUGUCCAAUCUUGCUAUCUCGUAUACCCAUCUUGGUCGGUAUGAGGAGGCGGCUGCGAUUGCGCGUCAGCUGGUCGAUCAUGGGGAGAAGAAUGGGUUGCCCAAGACGCAUCCGUCGCUUUUGAACUGGAAACUCAGUCUUGCGUCGACAUAUCGGGAUCAGGGACAGUUGGAUCCCGCCGAGAAGCUGGAGCGGGAACUGGUUGCCGUUAGUCUGGACAAGUUUGGGAAUUUUGAUCCCUUCACAUUGACCUGCAUGGCCAAUCUGGCUUCCACAUACCGGGAACAAGGGCGCUUGGCGGAUGCAGAGCGUCUGGAGAAAGAAGUUGUUACCAACAGCGAGAAAAUUCUGGGUGAAACUCACCCGCAGACUCUGAUGUCGAUCAGCAAUCUUGCCUCGACAUACCGCAGCCAGGGUCGACUUGAAGAGGCCACGAAACUGGGAGAAAAGGCCAUAGAAGUAUUGAAGGAGGUUCAGGGUGAAAGUCAUCCGAAUACGCUGGUCGCAAUGGUGAAUCUCGCCAUGACCUAUCAAUUGAAUCACCAAACACCCGACGCCGAGGAGUUGGCGGACCGCUCUGUGCGCUUGAUGAAAGAGACAAUAGGCGAAGACCACCCCUUCACACUGAGUGCGAUGGCCAAUCUAGGCUACAUAUACCAAUCCCAAAGUAAAUGGGACGUUGCCGGUGGAAUGGCAGAGACGGUGUAUGCACGUCGAGAGAAGACGAUCGGGAAAGAUCAUCCUGAUACCCUGGCUGCAUUGGAGGAUCUGAAGAGGGUAGCAUGGGUAGAGGCAGCGGAUCAGAAUGCACAGAGUACGUUGAAUUAG